Messenger RNA from Daucus carota subsp. sativus, 2092 nucleotides. Its product is annotated as putative E3 ubiquitin-protein ligase XBAT35. Lineage: Eukaryota; Viridiplantae; Streptophyta; Magnoliopsida; Apiales; Apiaceae. The transcript is spliced from 11 exons. The coding region runs from base 269 to 1777 and encodes 502 amino acids. Gene Ontology annotation, molecular function: protein binding. The record is from RefSeq and is a predicted model, not a curated record.
AUCAACACCGCGUUUGUUUGUUCAACUAAUUACAAUAAAUUAAACAUUAUUGUAAUACCGGUGUAAUCGACAAAGUCUCGAAGAAAUUCAAUGUUUGUAGUAAUCAUCACCCCACACGCUCAGAAACGUAAGCAUCUCUUCUUGAAGAAGAAAAAGAGUUAGACACACCCACUUAAUUUAUUUCCACAAAAACACCCUCUUUCUUCUUCACUUUCCUCAAUUCAUACAUAAAUAUACAAACAUAUCAUACACAUUACACUUUAUUCAAAUGGGUCAACAGCCAUCCAAAGAUGAGUUGCUCUACCAGCAGGUGAAUUCUGGGAAUAUUGAAGGUGUCAGAGCUCUUCGGAAUGAUGGGGCUGGGCUUGAGUGGUUGGAUAAAGAAUUGAAAACUCCACUUAUGGUAGCUUGCCUCAAUCCAGAGCUUCGCAAUGUUGCCAAGACAUUGAUUGAGUUGGGUGCCAAUGUUAAUGCUUAUCGUCCUGGGCGUCAGGCUGGGACACCUCUGCACCAUGCUGCUAAAAGAGGUCUUGAACAGACUGUGAAAUUGCUGCUUUCAAGUGGAGCAAAUGCUCUGGUGAUGAAUGAUGACUGUCAAACACCACUUGAUGUUGCUCGGGUUAAAGGGUGGGGCAACGUGGUUCGCGCAAUUGAGGCCCAUACUUGCUUAUUUUCUGGUUGGAUGCGAGAGUUUUAUGGGCCAGGCUUUCUUGAGCUACUUGCUCCGCAACUGCUUACACGAAAAGUAUGGGUCGUUGUUUUACCAUGUGGUUCUCGUAAUCCCUUGGGACCGUUUAGGUUGGAGCUCGCGAUAUACACUAAUCCACAGGAUGCCAAACCUCGUACAAUUAUUGCACUAUGGAAGGCCAAUCUGGAGGAGCUAAAUUUAAAUCAGGCAGAUCCUGCAGUGGUUAUUUCUGAUAUAUCCAACAUACCAAGGCGCUGGAGACGAAGGAGAGGUCUCUUGGCCUCACAAGAGGCAAGAUGUAGACCUCAUGGAUUUAGGCAGUCUCGGAUCAAACUUGCCCCUGCUAAAAUCGGUGACAGACAUCAGUUGCAGUGGUUCAGCAAUGCAUGUAAAGGAAUUCCUCAGGUGAUACACCCGACAUAUCCUCUCCCACCUAAAGUCCCUUCUGUUGCUGGAACUGGCCCAUCAGCAGCAGAAGAUUUAGAAUUAGCAAUGGCAAUCAGCGCCUCUCUUCAGCCUACUAUGCAAGACAGGCCACCAAAUCGUGUUACUCUUCCUGCAGAAGAUGCAUCCACUAGUUCAACAAACUCUACGCAGAUCAUGUAUCACAAUGGUUCAGCUGCUAUGGAAACUCCUGCUCCUCAUAAAGGUAGUAAUAAUGAAUCAAAACUCCAUGAGGUUGGUUCAAGUGGCACGUCUUCCCAACAUAUGGAUACUGAGCCUGACAUUCCUUCUGUAAGCCAUACAACAAAUGAGACCCCUGAUCCAGUUUCGGCCCCGUCGGCACCACUUAUAACAGAUGCAAUUAUAGAUGAUGGGCCAAUCCAUUACCCGUCAAUUGAUUUUACCCCAGUUGAUAUAUCCUCCCAAGAUGUCAAGACCCCACCUACUAUAACUGCUGAAAUGAAAGAAGAGGCUGGCACAUCGUCAUGUGUAAUAUGUUUGGAUGCCCCAGUUGAGGGAGCUUGCAUUCCAUGUGGUCAUAUGGCUGGGUGCAUGUCUUGCUUAAAUGAGAUCAAAGCCAAGAAGUGGGGAUGCCCAGUGUGUCGUGCCAAUAUUGAUCAAGUUAUACGGCUCUAUGCAGUUUGACUGUAAAGAAGGUGGAAAAAAGACAAUUCAUUCUCACGAGUGUGCAACUUGGGACUCGAACAGAGAAAGCACAGCAUGAGAUGCAUAUGGGCAAGCAACUUUCUGAAACAUUAUGUUUGUGUAUAUAUUGGGACCGAGUAGUUUCUCAUUGUUUCAACCGACUCGAAACAAUGAGUAUUUUCGUACUUGCUUGGAACCUUCAAGUGUCUAAAAGGAUUAUCGUGUGUACAUAUAUUAAACGAGCAACCAGCAUCAUCUGAACCUGAGCAAGUUGCUUGUGCAGUAAUAAUCAUAAAUAAAUGGGUAAUUUUGUUA